This is a messenger RNA of Cololabis saira (Pacific saury), 2027 nucleotides long. It is a transcript of the gene ngfb, whose product is annotated as nerve growth factor b (beta polypeptide). The transcript has 3 exons. Gene Ontology annotation, biological process: nerve growth factor signaling pathway; negative regulation of neuron apoptotic process; regulation of neuron differentiation. The record is from RefSeq and is a predicted model, not a curated record. Bases 331 to 924 code for a protein of 197 amino acids. Lineage: Eukaryota; Metazoa; Chordata; Actinopteri; Beloniformes; Belonidae. Gene Ontology annotation, molecular function: nerve growth factor receptor binding; growth factor activity.
UUUGGAAUAAAUAGUUCUUCCCCUGUUUGGCAUCUUGUGGAACUGGACCCAAACUGGAUUAUAUUUCAGUAAGGCUGCAGGAGACUUGCAACAGUGAAACAAGACAGAGCUUUUUCAGAGUGGUUUUAUGAGCCGACUGAGACACAUUCUGCGCUCGUCUCCCGUCAGGACUGAAGAGUGGAGGCAGAGGAAGCCAGACGUGUGCUGCAUGGGAGCCACAACCAGGCCUGAUGGCAGGAGGCGCCCGCGACACACUGAGCUCUAGUUACGUCCUCUAGGAGCCUCGGCGGUGAUAAGUUCACGUGCAGACACUGAAAAGCUUGUGUGCCCAUGUGGUCGUCCAAGCUGGUCCUGUUCCUCUUCAUCAGCGCCCAGGCCGUGGUCACCACCAGAGGGGACUCGUGCAGCGCCGCAGCAGCCCAGCAGACCGUCGCCAGCUCCAUCCCCGUCGUGGACCCCCAACUCUUCACCAAGCGCCGUCACCUCUCCCCGAGGGUUCUCUUCAGCUCCCAGCCCCCCGAUGCGGAGCCGUCGGAAUCCCAGGGCGCCAGCCGAAGGAGCCGCAGGCGAGCGGGGCCGCCGCAGCACCGAGGAGUGUACUCGGUGUGUGAGAGCGUUAGCGUCUGGGUGGGCAACAAGACCAAAGCCACAGACAUCUCAGGCAAUGAAGUGACAGUGCUGCCAGAUGUAAACAUCAACAACGUCAACAAGAAGCAGUACUUCUUUGAGACGACGUGCCACAACGCUCGAUCGGCUGGCUCGGGCUGUUUAGGAAUUGAUGCAAGACACUGGAACUCCUACUGCACCAACUCGCACACUUUCGUUCGAGCACUGACUUCUUUCAAGAACCUGGUGGCCUGGAGGCUCAUACGCAUUAACGUGGCGUGCGUGUGUGUGCUCAGCCGCAAGUCGUGGCGACAAUGAAGACUUUUACUGCACAACACCCAAACACACAGGCUCACUCUCAGUAAUACAGUUAAUACGCAGACACCCGAACAGGCAGACACUCGUGUCGUCCUCUACAUACACAAGGUGCCACCGAAGACCUCACCCCCUGCACAAUGUAAAUUAUUGAUACAUGUCAAAGUAUGAGGACUGUAUGUAUAUACACCAGACCUGGGUCAAAACAUGUCCGCAUGUGGUCUGCAGCUUAAGGUUGUCACCUGUUUGAAGUCAGAGGUUGUAGCUGUGCAAGUAUCUGGUGUGUUUUGGCUUGAAAAUGCAGUUUGAAAAGAGUGUUUGAUCUCCCAUUUACGUACACUUUUAUUUCUUUACAGAUGGUAUGAAUCCCAGAUAGUUCAUGGUUUUUCCUGUCGAUUUUAUUUCUUAUGUCUAUAUUUCUUUCUUUUAAAUCUCAACUUAGGUGCAUCACAACAAAGGUGGGAGAGUAAAAUGCUUUCAUUCCUUCUCCCAACACAAAAAAAAACAUCAGAACAUCAAGCAAUGAAGCUUUUCAGAUUUCAUAUUUGAAUUAUUCCAGCAAAUUUGUCCUAAAAUGUGUAUGGGAUCAUCAUUGUGUUUUAAAACCCCAGAGCCUGGCUUCUAGACCUGUUGCUGAUAUCUUAACUGAGUUAAUUAUCUCAGUUUGGUUUGGAGUACUGUAAUUAGUAAUUUGGAGUACAACUCUUCCAAAAGGGAUCUAGAGUAAUAAUUUGUCUGACCACAGUACCGUUACACGUUUCCAGUGUGAUGGUCCAUGAGCAGGGUUCCUUUUUACAGUAAAGUUUUGAGCUGUAUUUGUGAAUGUCCCUCUUGCUUGAGAAAGGUUUCCCAAAGUAAUCCCGUGCCCGUGCAGUAAUAUCAGUUUAGACGGGUGAAAUGACAAAUGACAUCCAAAAGAUUGAACACUAGAGCUGUUCAAAUUACGCCCUUUCACUCUUCACACCUGAAUCAUGUAAUGAUAUUUUGCACUGCAGAUUUAGGGAUGCAUAAAUCCUUUCUUAUUUUUCUUUGACAAGCAUUGCUUUUAAACAUUACAAUUAUUUUAUUAUUUAUUCCGUCGCAAUUGUUAACAAAGUUGCUAUCCU